UGAGGGCAAUCCUGUUUGAUAUAUUGUUUAUUAUUAGGUGGCAUCUUUGUUUGUUCGAAAUGUUGCUAGUAUCUAUGUUUAUUAAAGAGGGGAAAAAACUUACGGUUUCUUGUAUAUUAAAGUCAAUAAUUUAUGUAAAGCUAAAUUAAAUACAUUGGAAUUGUCCAUUUUUUAAAUAAGUAACUUGUUACAAAGCAACCAUUUCUAAAGUCUGUUUUGUCACGUAAUUGUUAAAGUCAACUUGUCCUCGUUUUAUAUUGCCUACAAGAGAUCGACCGAGUAAGUUUUGUUUAAUCUUAAGAUACUUUAUAAAUAAUAAUUACUUAAUUUUAGAGAAUAAACUGAGCCUUUGCCAAAAUUAUACUGUUGUUUAUUCUUGCCGACCUUUUAUUAAAACGAGUGACAACUUUAUUCUUCGUCAGCCUUAUGAAACAAUUAAUUUGCCAUUUGCCUUAUGUCGGAUCCUGCCCCAUUUAGAAGAAGUAAUAGAGAUACCAAAGGAGUGCCGCCAGCCCGUUAUAUAAUGGAAUCGCAGAAUGAAGCCAACAAUUUGCAUACUCCAAGGAGUGCAGCUGCACCAAAUAUUCAAACGGGUACACCUAGACAACCAGAUGCUUUAAGACAGCCACAUGAAGUCUUACAAAAUGAAGUAAACAAUUCGCAGACACCAAAAAAUACUACUCCAUCUAACGUACAAACAGGUUCGUGUAAGAAACCACCAGAUGCUUCAAAGCAAAUCGCUGAAAUACAGAGAGAGUUUCAGCGCCAAAUGACGUCUCUUCAAAGUCUAAUUAUCGCCAACAAUAAUCAGACGAAAGCUACAGUUGGAGAAUUAAGACAAGAAAUUCAAACCAUUGCCAAAGCAAUACCACCGACAACAACACCAGUAUCUGAUAAUACUCCUCGAAAUAAUGGUCAAGAAACGGGUGAGUCCUAUUCUAAUUUAUCUUUUCAUAGUCAAAACUGCCAACCUACCAAAUCAAAGAAAAUAUAUCCCCUUCCUAAAUUUGAAGGCCAGCCUGAAGACUGGCAAAUGUUUUACGAAGAUUUUAUUGCCACUACUCAAGAAUUUGAAUAUACUGAUCUUCAGAACAUCAUUAGAAUUCGUGAAGCUCUUACGGGACCCGCACGAGAAACCGUGGAAUGCCUUCUUUCCAGUUCAAAAAACGUGAGUGCCAUAAUUGAAACAUUAAAAGAAACAUUUGGACGUCCUGAAAUGCUAAUAAAAAGCCAGAUUCAAAAAGUGAGGUUAUAUCCGAACGUUCCCGAUGGUAAAUUGGACCAACUUAUAGGUUUUGCCAAUAAAGUUAACAACAUGGCCACAUUUCUGAAGUCAGUAGAAGGAGAACACCAUUUAUAUAAUCCAUCGCUGUUGAGCGAAUUAGUUUCAAAAUUGUCAACAACUAAACAAAUGCAAUGGGCAGAAAAAUGUUUAAGUUUAAAUAAGACAGCCAAUAUUAUUGAUUUUAGUAACUGGCUGAACUGUAUGAGAAAACUUGCUAACAUGGUAUCUGAUUCGCUUCCAACUUCAUUGCAAGAUAGCUCCAACCGCAAAUCAUAUAAUCAACAACCUGCAUCACAAAAAACAAACAAAUAUGCAAUGCUUAGCAUGGCCCACAAACCGUGUUUUAUUUGUGAUGGUGAAUGUGCGGACAUAUGUAAUUGUGAAAAGUUUUUGAGCAUGGAAGUAGAUGAUCGCUGGAAAAUUGUAAAAGAAUUACACUUGUGUUUUUGUUGCUUAAAACCGAAUCAUCAAUUAAAAUCCUGUUACGCCAAACAUGUGUGUGGUAUAAAUAAUUGUCCUCAAAAACAUCAUAAUCUCCUACAUAAUAUUAGCCGAGAAAUGCCCACAAGUUCAUCAACUAUUUCAUCCGCCGUUAAUUGUCAUGUAGACUGCCAACUUGAUAAUGUUUUGUUCCAGAUAAUCCCAAUAAAGCUUUACAAUAAUGGAAAAGAAGUGUCUAUUUACGCCUUUAUAGAUGAUGGGGCUAAUGCAACAAUUCUAGAUUGGGAUAUUGCUCGUCAGCUAGACCUACACGGCACAACAGAUACGCUAAAGCUGCAAUGGUUAAAUGGUCGCUCGUCUAGUGAAUCCACAGAAAUUGUUGAUGUUUAUGUAAGCGCUAUUGACGAUAAUAAAAAUAAAUAUGAAAUGAAAAGAAUUUACUUGUCAAAAAAUCUAGAAUUGCCAACCCAAUCGAUUGUUAAAAAUCAGCUGACUGUUAAUUAUCCCCAUUUGACAAAUAUACCAAUUAACGAAUACAUUUCAAUAAGACCAAAAAUGAUAAUAAGUAUUGCUCACGCAUUUUUAACAGUUCCCAAUGAAGUUAUAGAAAAUCCAUCGUAUUUUGGUCCGAUUGUUAUAAAAUGUAAAUUGGGAUUAAUUAUUUAUGGUCCCGUGAAAAAUUGUGAUUCAAAGGCCAAGCAAGUAUUUUGUACAAAUGCAGUAAAAAAUAAAACGGCAGAUGAAGAAAUAAAAGAUAUGAUGUAUAAUUACUUUGAAGUUGAAUCUUGUGGUGUGAAAAGUAAUAUUAAAACAAUUUUGUCAAGUGAACAUGAAAGAGCAUUAGAUAUAAUGAACACAACAACAAAGUUCAUUGGUGAUCGUUAUGAAUGUGGCUUAUUGUGGAAAACUAACGAUAUCUCGUUUCCACCAACUUAUGAAAUGGCCCGAAAAAGAUUAGAAUUAACAGAAAACAAAUUUAAAAGGGAUGAUGUAUAUGCUAAGAAAUACUGUGACAAAAUUGAAGAUCUGUUUAAAAAGGGAUAUGCCAGACGGUUAAGCCAAUCAGAGCAAGCAAUUACACCAAAAGCCUUUUAUUUGCCUCAUUUUGCCGUUAAAAACCCAAACAAAGAUGAUAUUCGCGUCGUUUUUGAUGCUGCAUCCAAAGUCCAUGGAAUUUCUUUAAAUGAUGCACUUCUUUCUGGCCCUGAUUUAAACAAUUCACUUAUUUCAGUAUUGUUUAAAUUUAGAGAAGCACCGGUAGCGGUUUGCGGAGAUAUUCGUGAAAUGUUUUUGCAAGUAGCCAUAAAGAAUGAUGACAUAAAUUCUCAAAGAUUCUUGUGGAGAGGUUUAGAUUGUAAUGAUUCCAUACAACAUUGUGUUAUGACAAGAAUGAUAUUUGGCGCCGCUUGCUCUCCUACUAUAGCUCAAUUUAUUAAAAACAAAAAUGCCCAGACAUUUUCGGAAGUAAGCCCAAGAGCCGAGGAUGCUAUAAUUUAUCGUCAUUAUGUAGAUGAUUACGUGGAUUGUUUCCAGUCAGAUUCGGAAGCAAUCGAGGUUGUAACAGAGAAUGUUAUUGACGCAUUUCAUGGCUCUAAUGUACGUUCAGUAGAUGUGUCAACGGAUGGAGUCGAAAGAAUAUUAGGUUUGCAUUGGAAUCCAAUUACUGAUGAAUUUGUUUUUAUUUUAAAAUUUCAUCGAAUAACUGAAGAUAUUAUUGAAUUACGUCGCAAACCAACGAAAAGAGAAAUGUUAAGUGUAAUUAUGUCUAUUUUUGAUCCGUAUGGUUUUUUGGCAAAUAUUACAGUAGCGGGAAAAAUUCUGAUGCAAACACUAUGGAAAUACGAUUUAAACUGGGACGAUGAAAUACCGGAUUGUUUGAAUGGUAGGUGGGUUGCUUGGCUGUGUGAAAUAAAGAAGGUAAAGGACUAUAAAAUAUCUCGUUGCCAUUUUUAUAAUUUUUGUAAUACUGUUAAUGAGUUACAUUUGUUUAGUGAUGCUAGCGAACAGGCCAUGGCGGUUGUCGGUUACUGGCGAAUAAAAACAAAUACUGGUUAUAAAAUUUCAUUUGUUUGUGGUAAAACUAAUUGUGCACCGACAAGAUAUCACUCAAUACCAAAACUGGAGCUUCAAGCCGCUGUUAUAGCUGUUCGACUUCAAAACCAAAUAAUUAAUCAUUAUUGUGUUAAACCUGAUCGUGUGCAGUUCUGGACAGAUUCUCAUACAGUAAUGAGAUGGAUAAAAUCUGAUUCACGAAAAUAUAAACAGUACGUAGCGAAUCGAGUUGGUGAAAUUUUAGAAGCUACGACAGUGGAUAAUUGGCGGUGGUUACCGGGAACUGAAAAUCCUGCCGAUGAUGCAACGCGGUCAAAACCAAAAUUUGAAUUUGAUAGUCGGUGGAAAAAUGGACCAGAAUUUUUGUAUCUUCCAGAAAAUUUGUGGCCUUCAAUGAAUGAUACUUCUUACCAUUUAGAACCUGAGUUAGAACUUCGAAAUAAAUAUGUCUUAACAUCUGUGGUAUGUUCACCUUUAUUUGAUUUUAAUCGAUAUUCUAAUUUUCGUAGAUUGAAAAGAGCCAUGGCUUGGAUAAUGAGAUUUAUUAAUAAUUCAAAAAUAUCUGAAAAUAACGGUAGAAUCAAAGGCGAAUUAUCAGUUGAAGAAGAAGAUCACGCUGAAAAGAUUUUGUGUCGUAUGGUACAGCAAUCAACAUUUCGUUCUGAAUAUAAAUGCCUCCAAAUGAACAAACCUAUUGAGGCUCGAAGUGAUUUAAAAACGUUGUGCCCAUAUUUGGAUGAUUUUGGGUUGCUUCGUGUGUAUGGACGUAUCGAUAAUGCACCAUUUGUUGCCAUGGGUACAAAAAGACCGUGUAUAUUGCCAAGAAAACACCGGUUCACAGAAUUGUUGGUUUCGUGGUAUCAUCAUAGAUUCAACCAUAUUAAUGUCAACACGGUAAUAUGCGAAAUAAGGCAUAAAUUUUGGAUUCCAUCAAUCAGAAGUGUAAUAAAUAAAGUUCAAACAAAAUGUUGUAUAUGUAAAAUUCGUAAAUCAAAGCCUAGUCAACCAAUAAUGGGGCCAUUACCAAUUGACCGUGUCACACCGUUCUUGAGGCCCUUUUCAUAUACGGGUCUUGACUAUUUUGGGCCGGUUGAGGUUACUAUAAGACGUCAAAGAGAAAAAAGAUGGAUUGCGCUAUUCACUUGCCUUACGGUCAGAGCAGUGCAUCUGGAAAUCGCUACAAAUCUCUCUAGUGAUGCUUGUUUAAUGUGUAUACGAAAUUUCGCUAAUCGCAGAGGAGUGCCAAUACAAAUAAGGAGUGAUAAUGGAACAAAUUUUGUAGGCCUCCAGAAAGAAUUACAUGGUGAGAGGAAUUUUUGGGAUAAUGAAGUCAUUACUGCUGGCCUUGCUCCUCUUGGCAUAAAAUGGAAAUUUAAUACACCAUCUGACCCAUCUGCUGGUGGAGCAUGGGAGAGAUUGGUUCAAUCAGUAAAAAGAGCUUUAUACGCAAUGUUAAAAGAACAUGCCCCACGCUUAGAAACUCUAUACAGUCUGUUGGUAGAGACCGAAAAUAUGGUGAAUUCAAGGCCACUUACUCAUAUUCCGAUAACACCUAACGAGCCCGAGCCACUAACACCAAAUCAUUUUAUAGUUGGAUGUACCAGUUCAACCCAAACUCCCGCAGAAUAUGAACAUCGUAUUUGCGCAUCAAGAAAACAGUGGCGUAUACUGCAAAAUCUAAAGAAUGGAGUAUGGAAGCGUUGGAUAAAAGAGUAUCUCCCAGAACUUACACGCCGUUCUAAAUGGUUUGCCCCAUCCAGUCCGUUAUGUUCUGGAAGCCUUGUGUUAAUUUGCGAUGUGAAUGAACCCCGCUCAAAGUGGAAGAGAGGAAGAGUUUUAAGAUUAAUAUUUGGUAAAGAUGGAGUUGCCCGUUCCGCAGAUAUACGUACAUCAACAGGAGUUUUAAGUAGACCGAUCAACAAGUUAGCUGUACUAGAUGUAGCGGAUGGAUGUAGUGAAUCUCAGCCCAUGAAGUCGAUUCACGGGGGCGGGGAUGUCGUUGAGGGCAAUCCUGUUUGAUAUAUUGUUUAUUAUUAGGUGGCAUCUUUGUUUGUUCGAAAUGUUGCUAGUAUCUAUGUUUAUUAAAGAGGGGAAAAAACUUACGGUUUCUUGUAUAUUAAAGUCAAUAAUUUAUGUAAAGCUAAAUUAAAUACAUUGGAAUUGUCCAUUUUUUAAAUAAGUAACUUGUUACAAAGCAACCAUUUCUAAAGUCUGUUUUGUCACGUAAUUGUUAAAGUCAACUUGUCCUCGUUUUAUAUUGCCUACAAGAGAUCGACCGAGUAAGUUUUGUUUAAUCUUAAGAUACUUUAUAAAUAAUAAUUACUUAAUUUUAGAGAAUAAACUGAGCCUUUGCCAAAA
Molecule: messenger RNA, 6136 nt
Organism: Lucilia sericata (common green bottle fly)
Lineage: Eukaryota; Metazoa; Arthropoda; Insecta; Diptera; Calliphoridae
Exons: 2
Coding region: 455-5797 (1780 amino acids)
Biological process (GO): DNA integration
Molecular function (GO): nucleic acid binding
Source: RefSeq, a predicted model, not a curated record